UUAAUAUAAAUGUUAAUCAUCAUCAUGGAUAUGAUUGAAGAUGAAAUCUUACCGGAUAUUGUUGAUUUAAAUAUGAUUGAACAAUCAUCAUCAUCAUCAUCAUCGUCAUCAUCAAUAAUGGCAUCAUCAAUUAUUGAUGCAUUAUGGACACCUGGUUUUAUGCAUCAAACAAAUGAAACAACUUAUGUUUAUAUUGAAAAUCCACAUGAUAUGAUCGAUCCAUUUCAUUCGAAUCAGAAUUUUAUGGCCAUUGUAUUGACACAUGCUAUAACGUUUAUUGUUGGCGUUAUCGGUAAUUCAGUAGUGAUUGCUACAUGGGCUCGUGGUGGAAAAAUUCGUUCACCGACGGCCACUUUUCUUGUAUCAUUAGCAUGUGCUGAUCUAUUAUUGCUCAUAAUAUUUAUGCCACUUGAAACAUUGGAAUAUUUUGUCAUCACAUGGGAUUAUAAUGGACAUAUUUGUAAGCUAAGUUCAUUCGUUGAAUUAUUAUCGGGUAUGUCAUCCAUAUUGAAUUUAGUGGCCGUUUCUGUUGAAAGAUUUUUAGUGAUAGUAUAUCCGAUCCAUGCAAGACGUUGGUGUACGGUGACAAAAUCCAGACGUAGUCUCAUAUUUGUCUGGUUAUUGGCCAUUAUAUUUGCUGCACCACCUGUAUUUAACAAGAGCACUUAUUCAAUGACCUAUUAUAAUAAUGAAACAGCUAUAACAGCUUAUUAUUGUUUUGAAAAGAAUGAUAAUUGGGCAAUAUAUUUUGCCAUUUAUGAAUUGUUAACAUUAUUCAUAAUACCUGCAUUGCUCAUGAUGUUCUGUUAUUCACGUGUAAUACGUGAAUUAUGGACAUCAACACGUGUGAUUACUAUAUUGACAAGUGCCACUAAUGGUUAUCAUCAUCAUCAUCAUCAUCAUCCAGUACAUUCGGAAGCAACAUCAAAUCAUUUAAUGCCAAAUCAUAAAUCGGCCAUUAGUGAAACACAAUCAAUAGGAGGAAGUGUUGUUAAUAAUAAUAAUAAUAAUAAUAGUAAUGGUAAUGGUAAUGAUCUAACUAAUGGCACUAAUAAUACUAGUAGUGGACCACGUAGUUAUCUAGUACGAUGGUCAAAUAAAAAAAUGAUUGAAAUAUCAAUCAAUUGUGAACCAUCAUCGAAUAUAUCAAAUUCAUCAAGUUCUAGUUCACGAGCAAUUGCCAUAAUGACACCUACAAAUGCGACAGGAUUAUUUGUGAAUAAUAAUUCCAAGAAUAAUAAUCAUAGCAUCAUAUUGGAUGAACCAAAACCGGUUGAUAAUGAUAAAGAAUCGAAUAAUAAUUCAAUUAUUAAAAUUUUUCAAUAUAUUCGUGCCAUAUUACAACGUAUGAAAAUUAUUAGCUGUGAUCAUCAUUAUUGUUGUCAAACUAAAUCACUGAAUGGUAUAACAAUUGAACAAUCAAUGAAAUCAAUACCAUCAUCACCAUCACAACAAAAUCAUCAACGAUUCUCACAUUUAUCGGCUUCAUCGUCCAUAAUUAAUUAUCAUGGCUGUAAUAAUAAAGUACAAUUAGAUAGGCAAGAAUCAACGAUGCAAUCGAAUCAAAAUAUAGGAUCAAUAUCACGAAUUCAUGAUUGGUUUGGUAAUCAUCGAAAAUUGAACAAACAAUCAUCACCAAUAGAGGAUAAUCAAUCAUCAUGUUUGGGUCAUUAUAAUCAAUCAUCAUCGAUGAUCGGUAUACCGGCACCGGCACCAACACCAACAGUGAAUUCCAGCGAAUACAAUACAUCCACUGUUACCGAUGUUCGUAAUGCACGACGACAGCUAUACUGUCAAGUGAUAAAAAUGUUAUUGUUCAUUGUGAUAUUAUUUCAUGUUUGUUGGGGACCAAGACUAAUAUUCAAUGUAAUCAAAUCGACUGGAAUCGGUCAAUUCGAUAAAUUUGCAUAUAGUGCAAGAGUUUAUUUUUAUCUUUUAUCUUUUAUACAUUCUGCAUUGAAUCCAUUUGUUUAUGGUUUUAUGUCUUCCAAUUUUCGACGAAUGAUGAUGAAUUCGUGUAAUCAUCAUCGACAUAGACAUCGUUAUCGUAAACAACGUACCGGUACAUUAACACCAGUGAAUAAUUCAUUAGCUGAAGCAAUGGCUACAACAUCUUGUUUGCCUAUGGCACGUACAGGUACAACCACUGGUUAUAAAACAACACAACAAGCACAAUCAUUUUCAACGGAAAAUUAUCAUUAUAAUCAAAAUCAACAAUCAUCAUCAUCAAUAAAACAGAAUUCACAUUCAGAAAUUUCUGAUUCAUUUUCAUAUGCUGAAGCAGAAUUAUCACAGACACCAUCUACUGUUUGUAGUCAUAGAAUAUCAACUACAUCGGUUGAAUUUCGUAAUCAUCAUCAACAUCAACAUCAUCAUCAUCAUCAUCAUCAUCAUUGUCGUCAUCAUAAUCAUUUUCAUGAUAAUUGUAAUAUCAAUAAUGAUAGCCACAGUGAAAAUCCAGAUUAUAGUGAGGUUGAAAUGGAAAUUAAUCAAAUGAUUGAUCAAAAAAAACAACAACAACAACAACAACAACAACAACAAAAACAACAGCAGCAACAAUCGACCAAUUUAAUUGUUUCAAAUUUCAAAUAUCCAAAUCGAUUAAAACGAAUGUUAUUUUCAAUGAAAUCACCUUCCACAUCAUCAUCAUCAUCAAUAUCAAAUGGCAUAAGUAUUGUAAGUGGUAAUGGGGCAGCAGCCGCCGUAGGCAGCGGACGACGAAAAACGAUAACAACAACAACAACAACAACAACAUCAACAACAAAGCCGGAUAAUCGAAAUAGCCGACAAUCGGAGGAUAAUGAACAUAUGAAAUCAGUGGCCAUAGAACAUCGAUCAUUACCAUCUUUAUUUUUUAAACGACAAAAUAAUCAUCAUCAACAACAACAACAGCAACAAUCGAAACGUUUUAAUCGAAUAAAUCAGGCAAAUAAUUUGAAAAAAUUUAAUCAAACAAAUGAGAAUGGAAAGAAAUGUGUCAAUUCUUGUCAAUCAUUGUUUUCACAUUAUUCAUUAUCGACAACAAAAUAUGACCAUAAACAACAACAACAACAACAGCAACAGCAACGACGACAAGGCCAUAAGAAUAAGAGUUCCUAUUAUUAUGAACAUUCAUUUUGAAACAUGAGAAUAAAUGAGACAAAAAAAAAUUGUAAAAUCUGUCAUCAACGUAAACAC
This is a messenger RNA of Dermatophagoides farinae (American house dust mite), 3177 nucleotides long. The record is from RefSeq and is a predicted model, not a curated record. Lineage: Eukaryota; Metazoa; Arthropoda; Arachnida; Sarcoptiformes; Pyroglyphidae.